Messenger RNA from Fusarium fujikuroi IMI 58289, 726 nucleotides. RefSeq names its product related to 2-haloalkanoic acid dehalogenase. The record is from RefSeq and is a predicted model, not a curated record. NCBI's taxonomy places the organism in Eukaryota, Fungi, Ascomycota, Sordariomycetes, Hypocreales, Nectriaceae. The coding region runs from base 1 to 726 and encodes 241 amino acids. The transcript has 2 exons.
AUGCCAUCCAGAAACGGAAAGUACGUCGUCUUCGACAUCGUGGGUACCUGCGUCUCAUAUGACAAGCUUACCGAAGCAGUCGAAAAGCAACUCGGUGACAAGCUGCUGGCCGAGAAUGUAAAGCCCAGUCUUCUCGUGAACACCUGGCUAGAGGCCUCAGAGAGAGAAUAUACAUAUCUCUCUAUAACUGGCCGAUACGUCGCAUUCGACAAAUUGUUCUCGUCCCUCUUCUAUCGCAUGCUCUGGCUUGCCGGCAUCCAGGAGCCACGCUCCUUCGCCAGUGAAGCUGAUAUCGAGAAGAUUACCCAAGGUUACAUGGAACUUGAGCCAAGGCCUGAUCUCAAGGAAUGUUUUGAUAAGCUUCGCGCAGCGGGAUUCACUGUGCGUGGCCUGACAGCUGGAGAUUUCGACAGAGUGCUUGGGUACUUUGACAAGGCGGGGAUUGAAUUUCCAAAGGAACACUUGAUGUCUUGUGACUCGUUUGGAGUGGGCAAGCCGGACCUCAAGGCAUAUGCCUCGACCUUUGAGGAGUUGAAGGAAGCAAAGGAGCUUUGGUUCGCUGCGGCCCAUAUGUGGGACGUAAGCUCAGCUAAGCAAGUCGGAUUCAAGAGUGCCUAUUGUUCUGUGCUGGAAAAGGAGCCUUGCGUGGAUAUCUUUGGGGAGAUGGAUGUCAUGUCGGAUACUUUGAGUGAGAUGGCAGAUAAGAUCAUCCAAGCUUCUUCUUAA